Molecule: messenger RNA, 2592 nt
Organism: Lepidothrix coronata (blue-crowned manakin)
Lineage: Eukaryota; Metazoa; Chordata; Aves; Passeriformes; Pipridae
Gene: SLC26A6
Product: solute carrier family 26 member 6
Exons: 18
Coding region: 111-2354 (747 amino acids)
Biological process (GO): transmembrane transport
Cellular component (GO): membrane
Molecular function (GO): chloride transmembrane transporter activity; oxalate transmembrane transporter activity; bicarbonate transmembrane transporter activity
Source: RefSeq, a predicted model, not a curated record
GUCAGGGGAGGACACUCCCAGAGACAUGUAAAGCUGUGACUUUUGCCGGGGGUUCACAUUCCUGCUCCCCUCAUGCGCAAAGGGACAAAGUCUGCAGACAGGGCUGUGGGAUGGCCAGGGCUCUGCUCGGCAGCUGUGCCCUGCCCUGCUGUGGUACACGGAGGGAAAGGGUGGUGGGCACCAAGACUGGCAUGAAGGAAGGUCAGGUGGGCAUGGCAGCAGAGAUGGCACUGAGCCACCGAGCACCCCGUGAGGUGCUGAGUGAGGCUGAACUGGAGGAGGUGGCGCAGAGGAAACCUCCCGCCAAGCCCUCGGUGCGUCUCCGCAAGAUCAGAUGCACGGGCUCCGCUGCCAAGUCCCUGCUGUUCCGUUUCCUGCCCUUCCUGUACUGGCUGCCCCGCUACCCAGUCAAGGACUGGCUCCUGGGGGACAUUACUUCAGGCUUCAGUGUGGGCAUCAUGCACCUGCCCCAGGGUCUUGCCUAUGCACUGCUGGCUGGGUUGCCACCUGUCACCGGUCUCUACUCUUCCUUUUACCCUGUCUUCCUCUACUUCUUCUUCGGGACAUCAAGGCACAACUCUGUGGGUCCUUUCGCCGUCAUCUCUGUCAUGAUCGGGAGCUUGACGGAGUCCCUGCUGCCUAGUGAGAACUUCCUGGAGUCUGUCAAUGGCAGCAACGCCACAGUCAAUGAGGCAUUGCGGGAUGCUGCCAGGGUGGAGCUGGUGGCCACCGUCACUGUCCUGACAGGCAUCUUCCAGGUGGCCCUGGGUCUCCUGCAGUUUGGAUUUGUGGUGACCUACCUCUCGGACCCGUUGGUGCGUGGCUACACCACUGCUGCCUCCGUGCAUGUCCUCGUCUCCCAGCUCAAGAAUGUCUUCGGGGUCUCCGUGGGCGAGUACUCAGGGCCACUUUCAUUGUUUGAGACUGUCAUUGAGAUUUGCAAGAAGCUGCCACAGACCAACGUGGGCACCCUGGUGACUGCCAUCAUUGCCAUGGUGGCCAUCUUCAUUGUGAAAGAGCUCAACCACAAGUUUGCCGCCAAGCUGCCCAUGCCCAUCCCCAUCGAGCUUAUCACGAUCAUCAUCUCCACUGGCAUCUCCUACGGUGUCAACCUGAAUGACAAGUUUGGCAUCUCUGUGGUGGGCACCAUCCCCAGCGGGUUGAAGCCACCUGUGGUCCCUAAUUUCAGCUACUUUGGGCAGGUGGCAGGCAAUGCCUUUGCCAUUGCCGUGGUUGGCUAUGCCAUCUGCAUCUCCCUGGGCAAGAUCUUUGCCCUGAAGCAUGGCUACAAAGUGGACAGCAACCAGGAGCUGAUUGCGCUGGGCCUCUGCAACUUCCUGGGAGGUUUCUUCCAGUGUUUUGCCAUCAGCUGCUCCAUGUCGCGGAGCCUGGUACAGGAGACCACAGGUGGCAACAGUCAGGUAGCUGGUGUCCUCUCAUCCCUGGUCAUCCUGGUGACCAUCCUGAAGAUCGGAGAGCUCUUCUACGACCUGCCCAAGGCCAUCUUGGCUGCCAUAAUCAUCAUCAACCUCAAGGGCAUGUUUAAGCAGUUCAGUGACCUCAGUAUGCUCUGGAAAUCCAACCGAGUGGACCUGAUGGUCUGGAUUGUGACAUUUGUGGCCACCCUCCUGCUGAACUUGGACAUUGGCCUGGCGGCCUCGGUGGCCUUUGGGCUGCUCACGGUCAUCUUCCGCACCCAGCUCCCCCACUACUCCGUUCUGGGGCGCAUCUCCAACACCGAUGUCUACAGGGAUGUGGCGGAAUAUGAGAUGGCACAGGAGGUCCCUGGCGUGAAGAUCUUCCGCUCCUCCUGCACCCUCUACUUUGCCAAUGUGGAGCUGUACGCUGAUGCCCUGAAAAAGAAGAGCGGCAUCAAUGUGGACCGCCUCAUUCAGAAGAAGAAGAAAGCCCUCAAGAAGCUGAAGAAACAACAGAAGAAAGCGGAGAAGGAAAAGGCAAAGAGGAAAAAGAACACAGAGGACGGUCCAGGCGUGGCAGUGAUUGAAUUGAGUGCAGGGGAGAGCAGUGCGCCCUCGGAGCCCACCCUGCGCAGCCUGGGGCUGCCCCAGCCCAGCUUCCACGCCGUCAUCUUGGACUUCAGCUCUGUCAGCUUCGUGGAUACUGUCUCCAUCAAGAUCCUGAAGAAUAUCUUCAGGGAUUUCCGUGACAUAGAAGUGGAUGUCUUCAUUGCCAGCUGCCCGGGUGAGGGGGAUCUGCAGAGCCAUGAGCCCCUGAUGGGCAUGGCCACCCCUCCUGCACACAGCUGCUGGCCUGGGGGACCCUCCAUGGUGUUCCAAUGCCCAGGGUUUCCCCAGGGGAUGGGUGCUGCAGGUUGUCCCAUGGAUCCAAUCUGAGCGUGGGUCCCUAGUGCUGAUCCUGGUGUUCCCCCACAACACAGGAGGCGGGAGGCUGCUUCGGGUCGGGGGUGGGGGGCUUAGCUAGGUGCCAUCACUUUAGAUGCUUCUCCCUCCACACAGGGCCCGUGCUGGCCCAGCUGGAACGGGGCAACUUCUUCAGCUCAACCAUCACCAAGCACUCCUUCUUCCCCUCUGUGCAUGACGCCGUGGAGCAUGUCAGCAGGGAGCGGCGCCA